AUGUCAACACUGAAGACCCCGUACUUGAAUCACCUCAAGAAGGUAUAUGCCUACCGUUUUGAAGAUCAAGAAGUUCAAUCUGAACCUGGAGAAGAAAUCCUACUGCAACCAAGACCAACUUCCAAGCCACAACAAGGUCCUCCUUCCAGUUCAAAACCUGGGCCUUCUUCCAGUCCACAACCUGAGCCUUCUUCCAGUCCACAACCUGGGCCUUCUUCCAGUUCACAACCUGGGCCUUCUUCCAGCUCACUAAUAGGACCUUCCUUUGCUGUAAGUCCAAAGGAUAUAAUUCCUUUACCUAAAACAAAAGCUGUUAAGAAGACAAACAGGAAAAAAGGAACCGCUGCUGUAUUGACCUCAAGCCCAUAUAAAUUGGAGUUAGAACAAGCAAAAAAGGAAAAAGAAGAAAAAGAAAGGAAAAGGAGAUGA
Molecule: messenger RNA, 429 nt
Organism: Homalodisca vitripennis (glassy-winged sharpshooter)
Lineage: Eukaryota; Metazoa; Arthropoda; Insecta; Hemiptera; Cicadellidae
Product: vegetative cell wall protein gp1-like
Exons: 1
Coding region: 1-429 (142 amino acids)
Source: RefSeq, a predicted model, not a curated record